AUGGUGCACCGAAAUAUGUUUCCCAAAGCUGCUGCAAGUAAUGAUGUAAAACCGGAUGAAGUGAAUGAUGAUGUUAAACUAGAUGAGGUGGUUGAUGAUGUUAAAUUGAGUGUUAUAUCGGUUGAUGUUGAGUUAGAUGUUGGUCAAGAAAUUAUAAAUGAACAACUAUUUAAUGUUUGUGAACAUAUGUUUGAAUGGGUCCGUAUGGAGACCGGGAAAUUGGAGUUUGGCAUUGUAAUUAGAAGGUCUGACAGUGGUUCUAAUAGAAGGCAAAUAUUUGUAACCAUGAUAUGCGAGAGAAGUGGCACGUAUGUUCCACCGAUUCGAAAGUUGAAACAUGAUGACAGCGGAUCGAAAAAAUGUGAGUGUUCGUUUAAAUUGCACGAAUAUCGUAAGGUGGAUGAUACAUAG
Messenger RNA from Lathyrus oleraceus (garden pea), 411 nucleotides. RefSeq lists its product as uncharacterized. The coding region runs from base 1 to 411 and encodes 136 amino acids. The transcript has a single exon. NCBI's taxonomy places the organism in Eukaryota, Viridiplantae, Streptophyta, Magnoliopsida, Fabales, Fabaceae. The record is from RefSeq and is a predicted model, not a curated record.